UUAUCCCUCUAUACUCUCUCUUUAGCUCUUUCAUCUUUAAGCUUAUUAUGCCUCAUGCCUCUCUCUUCUCUCUCUCUCCCUCUUUGUGAAAUCUGAAUCGUCUUCAAUUCUGAUACCUCCGAUCAAAUUCACCGACAAGGUUCGGAAAAAAAAAAAAUAAUAACUAGUCGGAGAGUGAUUUUCUGUGGAGUUUUAGGAGCCCUAUACCGAUCAUCUUGUACUCUGCAUUGAUACAUUGUGAUCAUCAAGGGGCUCCUAAUACUCCCAGAUUUUGAGUUUCCUUCAUAAGAAUAUGGGAGAAAUGUCGGGUUUCCAGUUGGGGGUUAUCGGUGCACUCUUUCUUUCAGUGGCAUCAUCUGUCUCCAUUGUCAUCUGCAACAAAGCUUUGAUGAGCAACCUCGGCUUCCCAUUUGCUACAACACUCACCAGUUGGCAUCUAAUGGUCACAUUCUGCACGCUCCAUGCCGCGCAAAGAUUGAAUUUUUUUGAGAACAAGCCCAUCGACAUGAAGACUGUCAUUCUCUUUGGCAUUUUGAAUGGUGUUUCCAUUGGAUUUCUUAACUUGAGCUUGGGAUUUAACUCCAUUGGCUUCUACCAGAUGACCAAGCUUGCAAUUAUACCAUUUACUGUAUUACUAGAAACAAUUUUUCUGAAAAAGCAAUUCAGCCAAAGGAUAAAGUUCUCUCUUUCCCUCCUACUCCUUGGAGUAGGCAUUGCCUCUGUGACUGAUCUCCAGCUCAAUAUGCUUGGAUCAAUUCUCUCCCUUCUUGCCAUUGUAACGACCUGCGUUGGCCAAAUUCUGACAAACACAAUACAAAAGAGGCUGAAUGUCUCCUCAACACAGCUUCUAUACCAGUCAGCUCCAUUUCAAGCAGCUAUUCUGUUUGUCUCUGGCCCUUUGGUAGAUCAAUUCCUCAGCAAGCAAAAUGUCUUCGCCUAUAAAUAUUCUCCUAUAGUCUUGGGCUUCAUCGUCCUGUCUUGCCUAAUAGCGGUGUCGGUGAACUUCAGCACCUUUUUGGUAAUAGGGAAGACAUCUCCGGUGACAUACCAAGUGCUUGGCCAUCUAAAGACAUGCCUUGUUCUUGCUUUUGGUUAUACAUUACUGCAUGACCCUUUCACUGAGAGGAACAUUAUUGGUAUUAUGAUAGCAGUUUUUGGAAUGGGAUUGUAUUCAUAUUUCUGUACUCAGGAAAACAAGAAGAAACAAACGGUUGAUCUCUCAAUGGGGUCUCAGAUUAAAGAUAAGGAUGGUGGUCAACUUUUGAACAUGGUUCAUCAAGAUAAAGACAAUCAUGAGGUUAAGAAAUCGGCCAAGGACUCUGUCGUGUGAUCCAUAAGUGUAGGCUUUGUUGCCAAAGGUUUCAUGUAUCACAUACACUCUGUAUUUUUCAAUUUUCAAAGGCAUUUUGAUGAGUGUAAAUGAUUUUGAUUCUUUGAAUAAAUUUGGUAAAUAAAUUCUUGUA
Ziziphus jujuba (common jujube) is the source of this 1463-nucleotide messenger RNA. Its product is annotated as UDP-xylose transporter 1. The transcript is spliced from 9 exons. Gene Ontology annotation, molecular function: UDP-xylose transmembrane transporter activity; antiporter activity. The record is from RefSeq and is a predicted model, not a curated record. NCBI's taxonomy places the organism in Eukaryota, Viridiplantae, Streptophyta, Magnoliopsida, Rosales, Rhamnaceae. Gene Ontology annotation, cellular component: Golgi apparatus. The coding region runs from base 293 to 1330 and encodes 345 amino acids.